UUGUGAAAUGUAUAGCAUGGUUAAUUUCAGUACCACCAGUACGCAUACUUCUAUAGCACAUGCCAUAGGCAAAAACAUAAGAUUAGCAGUAUUGAAUCAUCGUUAUCAGUAUUAUAGCAUAGGUGCAAUUGAAGUUCAAGUUAGAGGACUUAGCAGUACGAUUUGAAGAAGCAGAAACAACGACUACACGAGCUAGGCAAAUGCCUUUCUUCGCUGUAGGUAUGAUGCAAAACAACAUGGGUGUGUAGGAAAUCGAGUGUAGUUGUACGAUUACACUAUACAGCCAGUCGAGCUCUCCCCAGUAGGUAGGUCGCUGAUUAAUGUAGUUCUGUGGUUUUCGUCACCGAAAGUGGAUUCCAUUUUAACGAAAAUGUGAUUAUUCUUGUCAAGGAUAAAAAUUAACGAUUGACAAUGGACGUUCAGUACGAUGAAGACCUUUCACAGAAUCCUUUCUAUCGGAAACUUCAAACAGAUCAUCAGAUCUUUUUGGAGACGGCCCCGAUUGAAGGUUGGAUCAUUUGUGUACCCCGCAGUGGAACCAUCAACGACAGAUGUUUAGUGGAUCAGGAAUUCCUGCUAGCUCAAAUUCUAGUUCCGAACGAAGAGCUUCCCGAAACGCAUUUUACAAAUUUGAGCUGUGUCGAUAUACGAUUGCAUGGGCGUCAACUGAUCACUGGUGGAAUACAAGCGACGAUCCUUUUCGAAGAAGUGUUCUACACGAAUGGUUUGAAGUUUAAAGUGUGGUGUAUAGAGCGACCAUUGUGUGAUACGCGACCGUAUGGCAUAAUCGUAGAAGAUGAAUUCGGGAGAUUAACCACCAUCAAGAAGCUCCAAGAUGCAGUCGAAUUUAUACGAUCAGUGGCUAAGCCACGAUACGUGUUCUCCAAAAUUGACACAGCAGUUCAAAGUUUCAUGAAAAAUAAAUCAGACUUCACCAAAUGGAACCUCAAACAGUACAAGGAGGACGUGAAAAAGUUGUACAUUCAAUGUUUGGAGAUAGUGCUUCAAAACCGGAAAUUGAAAGAUCGAUGCCAAAAGGAUGCUCAUCUCAAGCACAAUGUUAAGCUUGCUGUGGAAACCUAUAUGAUGGACAAGCUGUAUGAUCACGUGAAAGAUGUGAUCAACGUGUGCCAGCAGGAGCAGGUGGAAAGCUUUAACAAAACCAUUCGGAACCUGUCGGACAUCCACAUCACGGAGAUGAAGCUGAAGCGCAGCUACGCUGACGUAAUCCCCAUCGUAAAGAAAGAGUUGUUGAGGAUCGACGACUGCCGCACAGCCAUUGAUAAGAGCAGUUGUUUGAAGAAAGCUUUCGAGAUAAUUGCUCGCGAGCAUGCCGGAGCUGCUUGGGGAAAAAACAAUGGCGAGCUGAAGCUGAUGACGACCACCGAUGAUGUUAUUCCUCUGUUGAUAUUCGUUAUCACCAAGACCGGUCUAACUAAUUGGAUCAUGAAUGUAACGUUUCUCAAAGAAUUCCAACUCAACGACCCGUCAUCAACAGUGCCUCAAAAGGAUAAGCACGGCCAGAACAACUAUCUUAUCACAACACUGGAAGCCGUAAUCGUCUACAUCAGCUGCUGCAGUAUCGAGCGUUCCCAGCGUUUGGGAAUCGAUAUCAUGUCCGAUGAGGACAUACAAAUGAAAAAGUACUGCGAAAUGAGUUUCAAAAAUGCCGAUCAAUUCCUCAAUUACCUAUUCACGCUGAUGAAGAACAAUGAGGAAGAGGAAAUAUUGAACAUAUUCCAAGAUUUCAACAACAACAACAGCAGUUUAAACUUCGAAUCCAAAAACAAAAAGUGUCACCCUCUCUGCAGUUGCAUGAGAUGUGAAUCGAUGCCCUACUUACCGCACAUAGACGAUCGCAACCAGAACGGCUUGGCCGCGAUUCAUCUUGCGGCGACACUGGGCAGUCCAAAAUUGCUCACCCUCAUUCUGAAUCUUAAACCGAAUGUUGACGCGGUGGAUGCAAAGAACUGGACUGCGCUGCACUACGCUGCUGCCAAUGGACAUCAGAAUUUGCUUUUGCUUCUUCUGCAUGCCGGAAUCAAUAUCAACAGCACGAGCAACGACCAACAUACAUCCCUUCAUUUAGCCUGUCUAAACGGUCACAGUGGAUGUGUCAAGGCCUUGCUCUACUUUUCGGAACACAUGAAAAUACAUGUCGAUAUCGACGCCCAAACGCAACUCGGUCAGACUGCACUGCACUACGCUUCCAAAUGGGGAUUUUCAGAUAUCGUUGAAACGUUAUUGGAACACUCUGCUACCGUUAACGUAGCGAAUCGAGUUGGUGCAACGCCCCUAAAAUACGCCCACAAUUCCAAGAUCAUGAAAAUGUUGAAAGACGCUUACGCUGAUCAACAAAAACGACGAAAGUCCUCCGACUUGAGUCCUGUUGGAAACGAAGAAUACGUUCUUAUAUCCGAUGAAGAUCUCUUGGACAACGAAACCUUCGUGGAAUAUCGGAACAUUGAAGAGAUGAAACGAAUCGACAAAGCCAUCACUGCAAUAGUAGCCCACGAUACCAAAUUAGCUUGCUAUUACCUAGGGCUAGAAGUCUUCCCACCAACUCCAAUGAUUAACACGUCCGCUCCGAAAGACUACUCAUCCGAAAAAGUUUGCCAUCCGCUGUGUACAUGCCAGCGAUGCCUCAACGAUUCGGCAGAUUUCUACACCCUUCUUAGGAAACCAUUCACUUCCAGCCCGAAAAACACCAGCAAGAUCAAUCUCAACGCCACCAACGGCGACGGAUGCACCGCUCUGCACGUAGCGGCGAUGAGUGGCAAUUUGGACAUGAUCAACAUUCUGCUGGAUCAUCGCGUCAGUGUAUCCGCCAGGACUAAAUCCGGCUGUACCGCGCUCCAUCUGGCCUGUCGCGAACGGCGACUGAAUGUGAUCAAACUACUUCUGAGUCGCUGUCGGAGCGACGAAAUUGUCGACCUAAAAGACUGCCGUGGUGACACCCCGCUGCACUACGCGGUCGAACAGAAUCAACUACGCAUAGUGGAGAUUCUGCUCAGUGCCAAAGCUGACAAGAGUCUACGGAACCUGGCCGGCCAGCGACCGAUCGACAUCGCUCGGGAACGACUAUUUUUCAAUGUGAUCAAUGUACUUGAAAGGAAGUGGUAAUUUGCCCAAACGCCUCUGCGAAUGGAACUUCGUCACAAUAUCUAAUUUAUUGCAAUGUAACAUAUCUGUUGAAAUCUUUCUAGUGAGAUAGAGAUAUAUACAUUCUUAAUGUGUUACAAGUUACAGAUUUUUCGGUCUUUAAAUAAAAUAGAAUUUACAACGCUAGUUCAAA
This is a messenger RNA of Ochlerotatus camptorhynchus, 3295 nucleotides long. Its product is annotated as ankyrin repeat domain-containing protein 27-like. NCBI's taxonomy places the organism in Eukaryota, Metazoa, Arthropoda, Insecta, Diptera, Culicidae. The transcript has 4 exons. Gene Ontology annotation, cellular component: early endosome; plasma membrane; tubular endosome. Gene Ontology annotation, molecular function: guanyl-nucleotide exchange factor activity; SNARE binding. The record is from RefSeq and is a predicted model, not a curated record. The coding region runs from base 412 to 3123 and encodes 903 amino acids. Gene Ontology annotation, biological process: early endosome to late endosome transport; neuron projection morphogenesis.